This is a messenger RNA of Exophiala xenobiotica, 1284 nucleotides long. RefSeq lists its product as uncharacterized. Lineage: Eukaryota; Fungi; Ascomycota; Eurotiomycetes; Chaetothyriales; Herpotrichiellaceae. The coding region runs from base 143 to 1165 and encodes 340 amino acids. The transcript is spliced from 4 exons. Gene Ontology annotation, biological process: NADPH regeneration. The record is from RefSeq and is a predicted model, not a curated record. Gene Ontology annotation, cellular component: cytoplasm. Gene Ontology annotation, molecular function: nucleotide binding; oxidoreductase activity.
UAAAAUUGAGAGGCUGAAUCUCCUCCUAUUCCAGAUAUUUGAACUCGUCCAGUCGACUCUUUUGCUCGACGGGUACAGAAACUCGCAAGACCGAAAAGGAUAGUGUUUCGUUCCAACAACGCCAGAAGUGCUAGCGUUUAAAAUGACCAUCGGAGUCGCCAUUUUGGGGGGAGGCAUUUUCGCCAGAGAAGAGCACAAGCCUGCAGUUGAAGCUGCAAAAGAUCUUACGUUGAAGGCUGUCUAUUCACGGUCACUGAAGUCGGCCAAAACACUUGAGGUCGACGAGUCCAAGGUCGACAUCUAUUCUGAUGAAUCAGGCGCCGGCAAAUCCCUGGACGAUCUACUGGCGCGGUCGGAUAUCGGGGCAGUCAUUAUCGCCUUGCCAAUAAAGAAUCAGCCAGAGUACGUCCGAAAGGCAUUACUGGUGGGCAAGCAUGUUCUAUCUGAGAAGCCAGUUGCGGAAAAUGUCAAGGAGGCAGUAGAGAUGAUUAAAUGGUAUCGGUCAGAGAUCGCGCCCAAGGGAGUAACGUGGGGAGUCGCAGAGAACGUUAGAUACACGAACUCAUUCAUCCACGCCGCGGACGCUGUCAAGCCCAAGGGUCGACAACUGACUUUCAGAUGUCGGAUGCAGACACUGGUCGAGGGUGGGAAGUAUUUUGAGACCUCAUGGCGCAAAGUCCCAACUCACCAGGGUGGCUUCCUGCUAGAUGGAGGUGUUCAUUUCACGGCAGCGCUUAGAUUGAUGCUGGGAAAGGACAAUCCCUUGGUAUCGAUAUCAGCCCAUUCGGCAUUGCUACAGGAACAUCUUCCUCCAGUUGAUACGGUGGAGGCCACGGCGAAGAGCAAGAAGGGCGCAGUUGGGACAAUUUCGAUAUCAUUUGGAACCACUGCCAAAGGGAGUGAGUGGACGGUGGGGUGCGAGAAGGGCUUUGUCAGCAUCUCCCGCAACAAAGUCACAAUAGAUGACAAAGUGGAAGAAAUCGAAGACGAAAAGACCGGUGUGCCGCCCGAAGUGAGAGCGUGGGGUGAGGCUCUGGCGGCCGGCACAGUCAAUGAGAUGCAGUCCCCUGAGGAGGCUCUAGCAGAUCUGGAACUCAUCGAGGCAAUGCUCAGAAGUGGAGAGCAAGGGGGUGUUCCUAUCAAGCUGCAGCAUCAAGAAGUGUAGAUGAGGACAGUAAUCAUUUCAGGAUAAGGACGGAAGCCAUUCAAUUAGAUGAGGAUCACAUUAUCUACCAGGUACUGCAGAGACCCGAGUACUCCGUAUUGUACUGAUGGAUGUCUUGG